Messenger RNA from Microplitis demolitor, 5199 nucleotides. RefSeq lists its product as uncharacterized. The coding region runs from base 1 to 5199 and encodes 1732 amino acids. The record is from RefSeq and is a predicted model, not a curated record. NCBI's taxonomy places the organism in Eukaryota, Metazoa, Arthropoda, Insecta, Hymenoptera, Braconidae. Gene Ontology annotation, molecular function: nucleic acid binding; zinc ion binding. The transcript is spliced from 2 exons. Gene Ontology annotation, biological process: DNA integration.
AUGACUGCUGAACAAAUUAAAGCGUUAAAAACUAAGCGCGGUAAUACCAAGCGAUCGUUAACGACAUAUGAAAACUUUCUAAAGAAAUUUGAUCCGUCGAAAGAUUUUCCAAUCCUUGAGAAGCGGUAUAAAGAAAUUGAGACGGUUCGGAAAUUAUUUGAAGAAUAUCAACUUGAAUUAGAGGCACUUCUUGAGGAGUCUGAAGAAUUAACCGCAUAUCGCACCGAAUUCGAAAAUCUAUAUUAUGAAACUUACGCAAUCGCGACGAACCUUCUUUCAGAACAACGCAAGCGAGACACUUCUUUGGUUUCGUCUCCAACAACCUCGAGUCCUUCUGCAACCUCCAGCUCGUCACUCUCGGUAUCUCAAGGCGUUGUAUCGUCAAUUGCAGCUCAGCUUGUUAAUACCGUUCCUAUCCCUUCUGUAACUAUCUCUCCUUCGAAUCAAUCGGCUGUGUUAUCAACUCCCACACCGGUUAAUAACAAUUUUACCGCACCUCAUGCAUUUAACCAUCCUAUGAGUAUGUUACCUGCUUUACCGACCAUCACUCUACCUACCUUUAGCGGGUCCUUUGACACUUGGUUGGGAUUUUAUGAUCUGUUUAACUCGUUGGUCAACGAGGAUCACAAUAUUCCACCUAUACGAAAAUUAAUCUACCUAAAGGGUUGCUUAACUGGCGAAGCGGCCAACGUAAUAUCUUGUCUUGAAACGUCAUCUCAAAACUACGAGGUAGCGUGGGGCUUACUAAAAGAACGGUACGAUGACAGAAGAUUUAUACGGGACAGUUACAUAAAAUCUUUGCUGGAUACUCCUCCAAUCUCAAAGGAGUCUUCUAUCCGAUCAUUUCUUGAUCACAUACAACGGCAUCUGCGUGUCUUAAAUCAGCUUGGUGAGCCCACCGAUUAUUGGGACUCAUUAUUGAUCGUGCUAUUCGUAAGCAAAUUUAACAAUUUUAUGCGGGAGCGAUGGGAGGAAUUCAGUUGUGGCGUAAGUAAACCCACAAUGAAGCAGAUGCUUACCUUUUUAACAAAGCGCGCUCAACUUGAAGGUUCUAGGGCUCAAGCACCUGCGCCUCCUCCAAAUAAUUCUAGGCAAGCACCGUCAAACGGACGAGCUCAAUCGCGUUCUCAGCAAUCGUUCGCAGCUUCUACCUCUCAAAAUCGCUGUCUCUAUUGUCAAGGUGGCGAUCAUUAUAUCUAUUCGUGUAAGGGCUUCGCAGCUUUAUCACCGUUUGCUCGCUAUGAAGCGGCAAAAGGGUCUAAUUUAUGCACUAAUUGUCUUCGUAAGGGUCAUCACUCUUCACAGUGCCCUUCAGGAAAGUGUCAAGCGUGUGGUUAUAGACAUCAUACUCUACUUCACUUCGAUAAAUCAAAACCUGAAAUGCCGCCUUUGAAUGCAUCUGCGACGGCCUUCGAUAUGCCUAAAUCGACUAUAAAUAUGCACGCUCAGGUCUCAUCUGAAGCGUUGCUAGCUACAGCUAUUGUGGACCUUGUAAAUAAGCAAGGAAAAAUCAGGCAAUGCCGAGUAUUCCUGGAUGCAGGAUCUCAGGCGCACUUUAUCACAGAAAAGGCUGCUAAGUUCUUAAAUCUGGAUAAAAAGGCGGUAAACAUCUCAAUCAGCCAGUCAAUGCCAUCCAUUGCCAUUAAUGUAACUCAGCUCGAAAUACCUAAAAAUAUAUCCCUCGCGGACCCAGAGUUCUAUAAGCCGUCUGAGGUCGAUGCUCUGAUCGGAGUGAAGCUCUUUUAUAAGCUCCUUAGUGUGGGACAAAUUUCCCUCAAAAAUCAUCCCGACGCUGUUCUGCAUAAAACGCUGCUUGGGUGGAUAGUUGCUGGGGAAAUAAACAGCAAUUUGAGCGUUUCCAACGUGUCGUGUCAUCUUAAUUUAAACUCACCAUCGUCUGAUAUCUCUUUAACCCGAUUUUGGGAGGUGGAAGAAAUUCCGUCUGUUGCAAUCUUAUCUUCGGAAGAAAAGGCUUGUGAAGAGCACUAUAAGCUUCAUACCACUCGGACUGUAGAGGGUCGGUAUGUAGUUCGCUUGCCGUUCAACAGCAAAAAGAGCAGACUAGGCGAUUCAUAUUCGUCAGCCUUAAAAAGAUUUUUUGCGCUAGAAAGGCGUUUCCAACGAGACCAUGCAAUCAAGCAUGAUUACCUCGAAUUUUUGCGGGAGUAUAAAGAGUUGGGUCACAUGUCGGUGUCCGAUGACUUAUGUGAAGAUCAUUUAGGGUUCUAUCUCCCUCAUCAUGCUGUCCUAAAGGACGACAGCAUCACCACCAAGAUCCGUGUAGUCUUUGACGGUUCUGCGAAAACAUCUACGGGAAUUUCCUUGAAUGACACUUUAAUGGUUGGUCCACAACUUCAGGAUAGUUUAUUUACAAUACUCACUCGUUGGCGAUCUCACCCUUACGUGCUCACUGCCGACGUAGAGAAGAUGUACAGGCAAAUCCUCGUACACCCCGAGGAUGCAAUCUACCAAAAAAUUCUGUAUCGCGAAACCUCUCAAGAGCCCAUUAAGACCUGUUUGCUGAGCACAGUCACCUAUGGCACUGCUUGUGCGUCUCACUUAUCAGUGCGCACCCUUCAUCAACUUGCUUACGAUGAAGGUCCUGCAUACCCUCUGGCUGUCAUCGCUCUGCUGAGGGACUUCUACGUCGACGAUUUGUUUACCGGCGCUAAAACUCUCGCAGAAGCAGAGUGCAUACGUGACGAAUUAAUUAAUUUAUUGAAAAGGGGCAAAUUCCGUCUUCGCAAAUGGGCCUCCAACGAGCCUGCCCUUAUCCAAAAUUUACCUCAGGCCUCAGAGGGAACCCACAUGUCCCUGGAUCCUGACGCUACCAUCAAAACUCUCGGUAUACGGUGGAGUCCUCGGGACGACACACUCUUCUACACUAUUAGCGCGCCUGCUUCCGAGGCCACUACCAAGCGUGCAAUUUUAUCACAAAUUGCGAAACUAUUUGAUCCACUAGGCCUCCUUGGCCCUAUAAUUGUCUAUGCUAAGAUAAUAAUGCAGCUUUUGUGGAAGGCUGGACUGGCCUGGGAUGAAUCAAUCCCGAUCUCAAUUCACUCACUAUGGGCCCAAUUUCGGGCCCAGUUGUCUAUGAUUGAAGAGCUGCGUUUCAAGCGCAGCGUUGCUUUCUCGGGAGCAGUCGAUGUCCAAUUGCAUGGAUUUUGUGACGCAAGCGAGCGAGCAUACGGAGCAUGUAUCUACAUCCGCUCUAUCGAUGAGGCUGGGCAUGUUCGUACUCAUCUGGUUUGUUCAAAAUCACGAGUUGCCCCAGUGUCAUUACUAUCAUUACCUCGAUUAGAGCUCUGCGCUGCGUUAUUGCUUUCCAGACUCUAUGACGUAGCUAUUAAAACCCUAUUGUUGGAUAUUAAGGACGUUUACUUAUGGUCUGACUCGACUAUCACACUUCAUUGGAUAAAUACCCCUCCUCAUCUACUAAAAACCUUCGUUGCCAAUCGAGUGGCGGAGAUUCAGAGGCUUUCUCAUCGUUGCCAUUGGCGCCACGUGUCUUCUCAAGACAAUCCCGCGGACUCUAUUUCGCGUGGCCAAACUCCGGCUGAGUUCGUGGCCAACAGCAUCUGGCAGACUGGCCCAAGUUGGCUGCAGUGCGAGCCUAGCACUUGGCCCAAGGGAGCUCUCCCUUCAAUCGACAUUCCAGAAAUGAAGCCUAUAAUUCCCGAUCGCGUGCUUUGUAUGAAAAUAGAGUGCGGACUCAAUGAUCUGCUCGAAAAAUACCACUCUAGCCAUAAAUUAAAACGGGUAGUGGCUUACGUAAUGCGUUUUGUUUACAACGCUCGCCAUAAAAAUCAUCGCAGAUUUGAUCGAUUAAGUUUACAGGAGCUACAACAAGCUCAUGAUCUCAUAAUAAGGAUUACUCAGCACUCCGCCUUUCUGAAAGAAAUAAAGCAACUAAAAAACAAUGAAGUUAUCUCCGACAAUAGUAAAUUAAUUCCGUUAAAUCCCUAUCUUGACGAGCAAGAUCUCCUAAGAGUAGGAGGAAGGCUGGCUCGUUCCUCGCUAACUAAGGAGCAGCAACACCCCCUGCUCUUACCAGCUCGUCAUUAUAUAACGCGUCUUAUCAUAACCGAAGAGCACGUGCGGCUGAAGCAUGCUGGCACUCAAGCCACCCUAUACUCGGUGCGUCAAACGUAUUGGCCCUUAGACGGUCGCAACAUUACGCGAAAAAUUAUCUAUCGUUGCAUUACCUGCUUUCGAGCGAAACCGCGUGCCGCUGAUCACGUCAUGGGAAUCCUGCCUGAACCCCGUGUCACCCCUUCCCGUCCUUUCCUCCGUGUUGGAGUCGACUACUGCGGUCCUUUAUACAUAAAGGAAAAACGCUUUCGCAAUCGUAGCCGAUUGAAGGUUUAUGUCGCAAUUUACGUAUGCAUGUCAACCAAAGCAGUUCACUUAGAACUAGUAAGUGAUCUCACCACCGAGGCCUUUAUUGGCAGCCUCCGAAGAUUGUUUUCAAGGCGUGGAAAAUCUCUCGAGAUAUACUCGGAUAACGCCACGAAUUUCGUCGGGGCAAACCGUGAGCUUAAUGAACUGCAAACAUUGUUUAAUUCGGAGGAGCAUAAGAACUCCGUCCUAAGUUUUCUUACGUCCGAAAGGAUAACUUGGCAUUUUAUUCCCCCUCGUGCCCCCCACUUCGGUGGGCUCUGGGAGGCCGCCGUAAAAUCUUUUAAGCAUCAUCUGAUUCGUACAGUUGGUGAUACGCUGUUAACAUUUGAACAGCUCGAGACGUGCGUUAUAGAAAUAGAAGCAAUUUUAAAUUCCCGCCCUAUUUCUCCUAUGUCCUCUGAUCCAAAUGACCUGCUCUCCCUUACCGCUGGUCAUUUCCUAGUUGGUGGUCCUCUGACAAGCUUUCCUCAGGACGACCUCACCGACACACCAUCUAAUCGCCUAUCAGCUUGGCAACAUGCUCAGCAGCUGAAGCAACAUUUUUGGAAGCGCUGGCACAAGGAAUACCUACACCAACUCAUAACCCUGAGCGGGCACCUCGACAAAUCGAACGUUCUACAGGUUGGUUCACUGGUGCUUAUUGUAGAAGAAAAUCUUCCUCCACUUCAAUGGGCGCUAGGGCGCAUUACCACAGUACAUCCCGGAGCAGACGGCAUCAUCAGGGUGGUUACCGUGAAGACUUCCACCGGCGAAUACAAACGCUGCACCAAACGCGUGUGCCCAUUGCCCCUUGACUAG